ACUCAAGAGACUGAGAAAUAUAGGACAUCCCUAGUUGUUUAUGUAUUAGUAAAUAGUAAGCACUAGACCGCACAACUCCACAAUAGUUGUUUAGUGAUAAUUUGACUAGUCGCCAGUUGGUAAACAAGAGAUAGAUGAUUUUAUGUUGAACGUUUCCUUACUAUUGUUUUUAAAAAAUUCGCUGUCUUACAAGUAUCUCAAAAAAAUGAAGAUAAGUGUAAUAUACAUUGUAAUUUGUUCUGAGUAAAUAUGAGACGCUUUUGCCAGUUUUUCUAACUGAAGAUAUAUAAAAAUAUUAGAAAAUGGAUACAGAAGUAGUGUCUUCUUUUUUUUCUUCUGAAAAUAAAAAUAUACCUGAAAAAGAUUCAGGUAUAUCUACUGAGUUUCUUGAAAUUGUUGGUGACCUUAAUGAAUCUCUUUCUGAAUUCAAAUUACCGGUCGCUGUCAAAUGCGUAUAUAAUCCUACGAUAUAUGCAAAAUAUACAUUUGAAAUGUACGUCCACAAAUACUGUAACAGCACGAAAAAAAUUAUGUAUUUUGGAAUGAACCCUGGACCGUGGGGAAUGUCUCAGACUGGGGUACCGUUUGGAGAAAUAUCUGCAGUGCGAGACUGGUUAGGCAUUGAAGGACCGGUGAAUAAGCCAGAGUAUGAACUGCGUGAAAGACCUGUAAAAGGAUUUGAUUGCACCAGAACUGAGAUUAGUGGGAAAAGAUUUUGGGGCUUAUUUAAAAAAAUAUGUGGUGAUCCUGAAAAAUUCUUUAAAACUAGUUUUGUUUACAACUAUCUCAAUCAACAAUGGAUGAAAAAUAAUGGUUGCAAUCUCACUCCUGGAGAUUUUAAAGUUUCAGAAAUGGAGCCAUUAUAUAAAAUCUGUGAUCCAACAUUUGUUCAGGUUUUAAAAUUAUAUGAAGUAGAAAUUGUUGUGGCUAUAGGUAAAUUUUGUGAAACGAGAGCUCUGAAAGCUAUAAAAAAAUACUUGCCAACAAGUUCCAUCAAGGUACUUUACUUAUCUCAUCCCAGCCCAAGGACUGUAAAUAACAAUAACUGGGAAGAAAAAGCAAUGGAACAAUUAAAAAACUUGGGACUUUUGGAAUAUUACACAUAAACCUUCAAUUAAGAUAACAUAGUUUUUUUUAAGUAUUAUUAGACUUGUAAGAUCUGUCAUAAUUACAUGGAACUUUUUAUAACAGUAUUAUUUUUUGAAUAGAGAUAUGAUAAAGUA
This is a messenger RNA of Danaus plexippus (monarch butterfly), 1223 nucleotides long. RefSeq names its product single-strand selective monofunctional uracil DNA glycosylase (gene Smug). Gene Ontology annotation, biological process: base-excision repair. Bases 303 to 1106 code for a protein of 267 amino acids. The record is from RefSeq and is a predicted model, not a curated record. NCBI's taxonomy places the organism in Eukaryota, Metazoa, Arthropoda, Insecta, Lepidoptera, Nymphalidae. Gene Ontology annotation, molecular function: oxidized pyrimidine nucleobase lesion DNA N-glycosylase activity; single-strand selective uracil DNA N-glycosylase activity. The transcript has 5 exons.